Messenger RNA from Hypoxylon trugodes, 1430 nucleotides. RefSeq lists its product as uncharacterized. The transcript has 2 exons. The record is from RefSeq and is a predicted model, not a curated record. NCBI's taxonomy places the organism in Eukaryota, Fungi, Ascomycota, Sordariomycetes, Xylariales, Hypoxylaceae. The coding region runs from base 503 to 1180 and encodes 225 amino acids.
UAUUAGUCUAUUCUUCGACUAACAACUUAUACCUUUUCAAGGUAAUCUAAACCAGCAAAUAUUAAAAUGUAUUUUAAUUCCUAGGUUUAAGAUUAUCCGAUUAAAUGUUCCUUAAGUGUUUCGGUUCUUCCUGCGGGUUGAUUGUACCUGAUCGAUCGGUCAACAAUUAUCAGUGGCGUUCUGUUAGGGUGCAGAUAUGUGACGCUUACCUUGCAUCCAGUUCCCAAUCCUGGCAACUUUGCCGAGCAUCCAAGUUCUGAUCGAAAACUACCCCGCGGUCCCAGCCACCGGUUUGAUCUUCGGGCCCUCAUCUCAUAAUACCUACUCACCCAACAGGCAAUUAUUACUAAAGAAAUAAGGUCAAUGUAUCGUGAUUAAUCGCCUUGGUAUCCUAUCGUGUCUUGAGUGAGUCAUUAUAUAGAGCGAAUAGGUAAAUGACGUUACCGAUCCUACCCAAGUAGUCUCCUCACUCCUUUACUCACCUAUCGAAAAUUCAAGGUCAAUGGAAUACCAACAAACAGUGCCGACGCCGUCUUAUUCGGCUCCAGCUUCGGCCCCCGCUCCAAUCUCGGCUUCGAUGCCGCCGGAAGCUAGAUUAGAACGUCCCAUCUCUACGCCUUUCGCGGGGACCGACAUCCGAUCCAUAAAAACAGCUUGUGAGUUCUCCUUAGGAGAAUAUCUCACCCUCCAGAGACGGCGACGAUAUGACGACCCCGCCAGCGAACACCGCCUCCGAGCGCAGAGGGGUAUCGUCAUGAGCGACUUGCAGGCACUGCGUAGUGAGGUGUCCGACCUAGUUAAGACAACCGAAUCUCAUAGAUGGCGUCGCUGGCUGUUGGGUGGUAUUGUUGCUUCAUUUAUACCCGCGGUUCGUAGGAUCUUCCGUCGGUCCGAAAAGGAUAACGAGGCGAAUGACACCGAGUACGCAUUUAAGAGGAGUAAGUCGCUAAUCGGCCGGAUUCUGGACUCUGUACAUGGCAAAAGUAAACUUGCUUCGGUGGCCUUUUUUGUACUGGCAGUGUUAUACGUAUUCCAGAGCGAAGUGUCGUUACGAGUGGCUAGGACAAUUUCGAAACGGUUGAAGCGGCUCAUGGCCAAAGUCGAGAGGGGAGAGCAAGGUCUCGGAGAAGAGGAUAUAAAGGUUUUGAAUGGUUGGCGUUGGCGGGUGCUUCUUUGGUAACUAUUUGUUCAGAUUCGGGUAAGGCUACAUGUCUAUGUAUUGAGACUCGUAUCCUUUUCACACGUUAUAAUACCUUUGUGCCCUUUCACCUCCACACACUAAAUGCUCAUGUAUCAUAAAGGGUAGAAUAUGUUGCUCCCAUCAUCGUCAAGGAAUGAAACUACUUGAGAAUAAUUAACUAUACCUAGCAAGUGCACAUCACGUAACAACUACAACUCUCGAGAGUAAUGCUCAUCUAUUAUCUCCUAGC